This is a messenger RNA of Tinamus guttatus (white-throated tinamou), 1993 nucleotides long. Lineage: Eukaryota; Metazoa; Chordata; Aves; Tinamiformes; Tinamidae. The record is from RefSeq and is a predicted model, not a curated record.
AUGAGGGCGGCUCUCAAGGUGCUUCUGCAGUGCCUGGUGCUCUUGCUCCCGACCCUAGCACUGCCAAGGAAAGGGAGCACUGGGGACUGGCUCUCCCCUACGGAGGAUCUAGAGCCACCUCUUUCAGCGGAGCUGGGACUCGAAGGAGAGGAGAGGAGAGAAAACACGAGUGUGCACGAAGGAGCGAGACCUGUCUCGUUGGCCAGAUCAAAGGUGGCCGUUGCUGCUCGCCUCUUCUCCAAGACUGACCCAGGAGCAAGAUGCCUCCAGGUGAUCACCGAAAACAGGGGCAUGAGCUGGGCUCGCUCCAGUCUUCACCCCUGGCCUCUCGGGGGGCUGGAAGGCCCAGUGUGCAGGGUGAAAAUGGAGCAGGACGGGAUGUCCCCGAGGCACCUGGAAGUCGUGGGUGUCCUCACCCGCUACGAGAGCCGCUUCAUCAAGCUCUUGAGACAACGCGCCAGCUGGGAGGGAGCCGAUCUCGAGACCUUUGGGAUGUGUCCGCCGGGGGAUGCGCACGCUGCCCUCCGCUCCCUGAGACACAUCCGCGCGCACCUGGCCGAGCCGCGCGACGACCGCUUCCUCGUGCUGCACCUGGAGGAAGUGACAUGGGAGGCCCAGGCCAAGCUGCGCUUCCAGCUGCUUUUCCAGGCGGCCGUGGGGCGCUCGCUGGGAGGGCUGCGCUUCGCCCUGCUGCUCUUCUACGUGGGCAGAGGCGCCGCGGAGCCAGCGGAGCUGCUGGCGACCGGUGUGUCUUUCCUCUCUGCACAGAGACUCUGCCUCUCCAGGGACACCCAGUUCUUGGUCCUCGGAGCCUCGGUAGCAUCCGUGAACCGCACAGACGAGCAGCUCAGCUUUGAGGUCUCCUUGGCGAUCUGGCACCGCGGUGGCGCAGGUGUCCCCCUGCCCUCCGCAGAAGUCCAGCGGCUCCUUUUCGGCUCCGAUGACAAGUGCUUCACCAGGAUGACGCCUGUGUUGCUCCUGCUGGCCAAGGCACAGAGGGAAGAAGAUUCUUUGGCCGCUUCCUCCUACCUCUCUGCUGCCGGGGUGGUGGAAGUGGCUCCGUAUCCCCUGCUCAGCCCCCCCGAGGCUGGCAGUGAGGAGCUGCCGUCGCCCACCCUGCCGAGCUGGGUCAACGCGUCGGCCCCCGCGCCCGGCGGCAGCAGCCAGUUCCUGGACAUCCUGACCAGGUUCAUCCGCCAGGUCCUGAGCCCCUCCAGCGAGCCGCCCACCCAGCCCAGCUCCCACCACUGGCUGGACUUCCAGAUGAUGGAGACCCUCCCUCACCAGCUGCUCAACCUGUCGGAGAAGGCGGCGCUGGAGCGGCUGGGGCAGUCGGAGGAGCCCUCGGUGCUGCUCUUCCCGCAGGACAGCGGCGCUCUGCUGGAGCAGCACCUGGGCGGCUGGCAGCCCGAGGGCACCGUGCUGCAGCUGCUGACGGGCAAACUGCAGGCUGUGAUCCAAGAGCUGCAGGACAUCCCCUCUUUCCAAGCCAACAUGGGGCUUUUCCAGCAUCUCCUGAGCUGCUGCUGCUCCGCGCCGGGGCCGGGUGAGGGCCAAGCCGGCGAGCAGCCGCCCGGCUCCGGGAAGCUGCACACGCUGCUGCUGCUCAAGGCGCUGCAGACGGUGCGUGCCCGCUGGCAGGAAAGGAGGAAAGUCCUGCGGCAGAACCGCAGCGCCCGCCACCAGGCGCACUGCCGCCUGCAGGAGCUCACCAUCGACCUGCAGGACCGCAAAUUCAUCGUCAUGCCCACGGUGUACGCGGCCAACAACUGCGAGGGCCCCUGCAAGCUGCCGCUCUCCACCCGCGUGCCCAGCUACUCCUCGCACACGGUGCUGCUGCUGGGCAUGCAGGAGCGGGGCUCGCCGCUGCGGCGCGCUCCCUGCUGCGUGCCCGUCCGCUACUCGGACCAGCUCAUCAUCAGCGUCUCCAGCGAGGGGCUGGAGGUCCGCAAGUUCCCCAACAUGGUGGCAGAGGAGUGUGGCUGUCGGUAGG